AGUAACAUGAUUGUCGGUUUAUUGGACGGUGCAGAGUUGAACUAGUUGUAUUUUUUUUCUGCUGUAGUUCAUUCGUAUCGCUUCGAUUACUUACUGGAAAUCGGAAUGUCUUGUGUGAUAUUGCGAUUUAUCAUCUAUCACCUAUAAGUUACCUCAGCAUCAGUCGGACGAGGGUCGUUGCGUGCAAAAAUAACGAGUGUUGUCAAGGAGUUUCAAUCGCUUGUGCCAACAUCAGCAUCAUCGGCUUAGCGUGAUCUAGUUCUAAUGUACUGCUACUGAUGGAUAUUGUUUGUGUGUUUUGAUCGGAUCUCGUAUUCUUAUUCGGUAGCUGCUCGGUGAUAAAAAAUAAUCCGCGGAGAAGGAAUCAAUCAAUCAACAGUCUUAAUUCAAAGUGCUAUAUUUGUGGUCUGGAGGAGUCAACAGCUAUGAAUAAGCUACUAAAUCUCGCCACUCCGUCUCUGUUCCAGUCGGUAAGCAGCAUUAAGAAGAUGCCUUGCCCAUUCCUGACCCGUCUGAGCACCAAUUACGUGCGCAACUACGCCCCGGUUCUGCUGAAAGCCUACGGCUCCCAGUGUCCGGUGGUGGCCCGCACCAUUUCGAUGCUCCAGAACCCGCCAGCCCCGGGAACUGUCGGAGGAUCGGGUGAUGCUGCGCCGGCUACUUCGAAGAAGUUGAAGGAAUCGGCCGAGGCUAAAAAGCUGCCGAAUCGUAACCUGAGCUCGCUGCAGCAGCCCAAGGCCAAGGAAGAGGACAAGAAGUGCCCUUUCUUGAACACGGCCGCUCCGCACGUUAAGGAGGUGGGUGCCGAGAGUGUCGAUCUGCCAACGAGCAGACCGUUUGCUUAUGAAGAUUUCUUCCAUGAUCAAAUCAUGCGCAAGAAGAAGGAUCACUCGUACCGAGUGUUCAAGAAGGUAAACCGUUUGGCCGAGGCAGGUAAGUUCCCGCAAGCUUUGGAGUACUCUUGGGGCGAGCGUCCGAUCACGGUUUGGUGCUCUAAUGACUAUCUUGGCAUGUCUUGUCACCCGGAGGUGAAAAAAGCAGUUGCCGAUGCAUUAGAAACCUAUGGAGCAGGAGCCGGAGGAACCCGAAACAUCUCCGGAAACUCGCUGAAUCAUGAGAAUCUCGAGAAGCGUUUAGCUCAGUUGCACCAGAAAGAAGGGGCUCUGUUGUUCACCUCGUGUUAUGUUGCGAAUGAUUCUACCCUGUUUACCUUGGCCAAGGCUCUGCCCGGUUGCCAUAUCUUUUCGGAUGCCGGGAAUCAUGCUUCGAUGAUUCAAGGAAUCCGGAACAGCGGAGUACCAAAGCAUAUUUUCCGCCAUAAUGACCCCGCCCAUCUGCGGGAAAUGCUGUCGAAGGUUGACAAAUCGUUACCAAAAAUAGUUGCAUUUGAAACGGUUCACUCAAUGACAGGGGCCAUCUGUCCGCUGGAAGAACUGUGUGAUAUCGCCCACGAAUUCGGAGCCUUGACCUUUGUGGAUGAGGUUCAUGCCGUAGGCCUCUACGGUAACCAUGGUGCCGGAGUUGGUGAACGUGAAGGUUUACUCCAUAAAAUGGACAUUAUAUCCGGUACGCUUGGCAAGGCAUUCGGAAAUGUAGGCGGAUAUAUAGCCAGUACAUCUCUGCUGAUCGAUAUGGUGCGAUCGUAUGCUGCUGGUUUCAUUUUCACCACUUCAUUGCCCCCAACGGUCCUCUGUGGUGCCCUUAAAGCCGUAAACAUUCUAGCUUCGGACGAAGGCAGGGAAUUGAGGGCACGUCAUCAGGACAAUGUCCGCUACUUGCGCACAAAACUUCAACAGGAGGGUUUCCCGGUGGAACACACUCCGAGCCACAUCAUUCCAGUGAAGAUCGGAAAUCCGGCCCAAUGCACCGAGCUGUCCGAUCAGAUGAUCAAACGUUUCGGCCACUAUAUUCAAGCUAUCAACUAUCCGACGGUUCCACGCGGAGAGGAGAAACUGCGCCUGGCACCGACUCCUCACCACACCAGAGAAAUGAUGGAUGUCUUGAUUCGCGAUAUGAAGGUGGUCUGGACCGAUCUGCAAAUCCCCUUGAAUGGGCCACCCUGUAAUGCUGAAUGUACAUUCUGCCGUAAACCCCUGUUGUUCGAUCGUUUCGAAUCUCGCACCAGAGCAUCUUGUGCUGCCGAAUUCCAGUGCCAGAUCCCGAACUGCCCCCAAAUUGCCGCUGUGGCCAACUAAAUCGGCUCAUUGAUGCAGAUGCCGUGAUUCCAGAUUAAAAACAAUAACUGAAGCGCUCUCUUAUUCGCUUUCAAUUCUAUAGCAAACAAAAAACAUGAAAAAACCAUUGGUGGUGGGAUCUUCGUCAAAUGGCUUUGAAAUUAUUUUAGCUUAUUCUCAAUCAAUCGAAAACUAAAUGUGGUGAACGGUGAUUCUUAGCAUCCAGUUUUGGUACAACAGCAAUCCAGCAGCAUAUCGAACCCAUAAUUUCCAGUUUAUUCCAACUAUGUACAAUUUUAAGAACCAUUUACAAAACCCAAGAGUUAGAAUGAAAAAUGUUCAAUUCGGCGCUAGACGUUCCCCGACUUAACUGUCUUGUCUGUACUUUUCUAUGUCAUUGUCUGUUAUUUACGUGUUGUUGAAAUAUAUUUAGUUGCUAAAUUGUUACGUUACCUGAAGAAUUUAUUUUUAGCUGAAACAACCACUUCAAGCAUUUUUUUUUGACAAAAUCGUGAAAAAAAGUAAAAUUUGCUGUUUGGAACUGGUCAGAAUGUUUCCGUUGAGCAAAAAUGUAUGCUUCUAGGCAUGUUGUUGUCUAUAAACUGAAUUCAAACCCUAUAAAGAUAAAAUGUAUCUACUGAAUGUUGCAAAUCGAA
Uranotaenia lowii is the source of this 2830-nucleotide messenger RNA. It is a transcript of the gene Alas, whose product is annotated as 5-aminolevulinate synthase, erythroid-specific, mitochondrial. Gene Ontology annotation, biological process: hemoglobin biosynthetic process; erythrocyte development; heme biosynthetic process. The record is from RefSeq and is a predicted model, not a curated record. Gene Ontology annotation, cellular component: mitochondrion. Gene Ontology annotation, molecular function: 5-aminolevulinate synthase activity; pyridoxal phosphate binding. NCBI's taxonomy places the organism in Eukaryota, Metazoa, Arthropoda, Insecta, Diptera, Culicidae. The coding region runs from base 426 to 2195 and encodes 589 amino acids. The transcript is spliced from 3 exons.